Zingiber officinale is the source of this 1828-nucleotide messenger RNA. RefSeq names its product UDP-glucose 6-dehydrogenase 5-like. Gene Ontology annotation, molecular function: NAD binding; UDP-glucose 6-dehydrogenase activity. Gene Ontology annotation, biological process: glycosaminoglycan biosynthetic process. The record is from RefSeq and is a predicted model, not a curated record. Gene Ontology annotation, cellular component: cytosol; nucleus. NCBI's taxonomy places the organism in Eukaryota, Viridiplantae, Streptophyta, Magnoliopsida, Zingiberales, Zingiberaceae. The coding region runs from base 167 to 1609 and encodes 480 amino acids. The transcript is spliced from 2 exons.
UCACGGCUGGUUCUUGGAAGGAGGGGGCAGUAGAUCUCAACGAGUUUGGGUAUUUAAGGAGAGGAGCUACCAUCUUCUUCAAGCACCACCCUUUCUUCUCAUUCUCUUCUCUCAGCCCUUCGCCGGAGCCAGAGUCAGGCUGAGAGCCCCUUCAAGCUAAGGAAACAUGGUGAAGAUAUGCUGCAUUGGUGCUGGCUACGUCGGCGGACCAACCAUGGCCGUGAUCGCCUUCAAGUGCCCCUCCGUCGAGGUCUACGUCGUCGACAUCUCCGUGAGCCGCAUCGCAGCAUGGAACAGCGAUCGUCUCCCUAUUUACGAGCCAGGCCUCGAUGAGGUCGUCAAGCAGUGCCGCGGAAGGAACCUUUUCUUCAGUAGCAACGUCGAGCAGCAUGUCGCCGAGGCCGAUAUCAUCUUCGUCUCCGUGAACACUCCCACGAAGACUCGCGGCCUCGGAGCAGGAAAGGCUGCCGACCUCACCUACUGGGAAAGCGCGGCUCGCAUGAUCGCCGACGUUUCCAAGUCCGACAAGAUCGUGGUCGAGAAAUCCACAGUUCCGGUCAAGACCGCGGAGGCCAUCGAGAAGAUUCUGACUCACAACAGCAAAGGCAUCAACUAUCAGAUUCUCUCGAACCCAGAGUUUCUCGCAGAGGGCACGGCCAUCGACGACCUGUUCAAGCCUGACCGGGUUCUCAUCGGCGGCCGGGAGACUCCGGAGGGCCGCAAGGCUGUUCAAGCCUUGAAAGACGUUUACGCUCAUUGGGUACCCGAGGACCGUAUCAUAACAACCAACCUGUGGUCGGCAGAGCUCUCGAAGCUGGCGGCGAAUGCCUUCUUGGCACAGAGGAUAUCUUCGGUCAAUGCUAUUUCUGCACUCUGCGAGGCUACCGGAGCCGAUGUUUCCGAGGUGGCCUACGCCGUCGGCAAAGAUUCAAGGAUCGGCCCUAAAUUCCUCAACGCUAGUGUCGGAUUCGGAGGGUCCUGUUUCCAGAAAGAUAUCCUUAAUCUCGUCUACAUAUGCGAGUGCAACGGCCUGCCGGAGGUGGCCAACUACUGGAGGCAGGUCAUUAAGAUCAAUGACUACCAGAAGAGCCGCUUUGUGAACCGCGUCGUCGCCUCCAUGUUCAACACCGUCGCCGGGAAAAAGAUUGCCGUGCUGGGAUUCGCCUUCAAGAAGGACACGGGCGACACGAGGGAGACCCCUGCCAUCGAUGUUUGCAAGGGACUGUUGGGGGACAAGGCCAAGAUCAGCAUUUACGACCCCCAGGUGACGGAGGACCAGAUCCAACGCGACAUAGCGAUGAGCAAGUUCGAUUGGGACCAUCCGGUGCACCUUCAGCCGACGAGCCCGACUGCCGUGAAGCAGGUGAGCGUUGCCUGGGACGCAUACGAGGCGACCAAGGGGGCGCACGGCGUUUGCAUCCUCACGGAAUGGAAUGAGUUCAAGGAGUUGGAUUACCAGAAGAUCUAUGACAACAUGCAGAAGCCGGCCUUCUUCUUCGACGGCCGCAAUGUGGUCGACCCGCAGAAGCUCAGGGAGAUUGGGUUCAUCGUUUACUCGAUUGGGAAGCCUCUGGACGCAUGGCUCAAGGACAUGCCUGCUGUUGCCUGAUUAAUUAAAGAGCAGAUCGUGCAAGGUGGUCGGCGGUGCAUCAUUCGUAUCAUAGAUGAUGAUUCUUUAUAGUUAAGGUUCCGCAUUUCCAUGAAUUUUUUCUUUCCUUCUGUUUUGGAAUAAUUGUUUAGUGUGUCUUGUCCUAUCUCUUUGAUGUUUUAAGCCGAUAUAGUUGUAUGCAUGUUUUGCCACUUUCAAUGGAUAAACCUUAUACUCUCA